Messenger RNA from Coregonus sp. 'balchen', 2552 nucleotides. The record is from the annotation of a GenBank genome assembly. Lineage: Eukaryota; Metazoa; Chordata; Actinopteri; Salmoniformes; Salmonidae.
AUGUUUGGGGACCUUGGUCACGGUGUGGUCAUGGCAUGCUUUGCCCUGUGGAUGGUGCUGAAAGAGAAGAGCCACAAGCGCAAGCGCUCUGAUAAUGAGGUGAGAGUGUUUUCAGUGUAAUUUCUAUCAAAUUCGACUGUGUUUUUGUAGUUGUCUUGAUUUUGUUGUGUAGAUUUUGAUUUACUGCCAUGUAUGUUGGUCUUGGUUUCUCUAUUGCCCUCAGAUCUGGACAAUGUUCUUCGAGGGACGUUAUAUCAUACUAAUGAUGGGCCUUUUCUCUGUGUACACGGGGCUGAUCUACAAUGACUGCUUCUCCAAGUCACUCAACAUAUUUGGCUCAGGCUGGAGUGUUAGGGCUAUGUUCACAGAUCAGCAGUGGACGUGAGUCAUCAAAACGAACACACAAAAACAUGCACAUUAGUACAUUCGUAAGCACAUUAUGCACAGAAUUGAUGGUCAGUGUACCUGUCGAUGUGAACAUGUAAUUUUAAUUUAGCUGUAACUGGCUGAGGUUAUUGUACUCAUAUUCACCUCUUAUUCCAGAAAUGAAACUCUCCAAACGAAUGCUUUGCUCACCCUUGAUCCCAAUGUCAGUGGUGUCUUUAGUGGGCCAUACCCUUUUGGCAUCGAUCCUGUGAGUAUACAUGCACACUGCACACAGACACAAAGCAAUGUUCUCAGAUGCUAAACACACAAACCCACAAUCACGCACUCUCAUAUGUCCCUUCUCAUGCCUUUCACUGAUCCCAAAUCCCAGAGAUUGACGUUGUCUAAUGUUAUGUUCAUGUUAUGCUUUGUAUCACACCCACAGAUAUGGAACAUGGCAGUGAAUCGUCUAUCCUUCCUGAACUCCUACAAGAUGAAGAUGUCAGUCAUCAUAGGGGUCGUGCACAUGAGCUUUGGGGUGGUGCUCAGUGUCUUCAACCAUUUGUGAGUGAGCAGUUGGUGGUUCCUAACAGUAGUCACAAAAGUUGAAAAACUUCAGAAAGAGUUUCUCUAAAUGUAAAUCCUCCUUUCCUCCCCUUCUCUAUCCAGGCACUUCAAACAGAAUUUCAACGUCUACCUGCUGUUCCUCCCUGAGUUGCUGUUCCUGCUGUGUCUCUUUGGCUACCUGGUUUUCAUGAUCCUUUACAAGUGGCUGGCGUUCGGUGCACGUGACUCCCGCCUGGCCCCUAGCAUCCUCAUCCACUUUAUCAACAUGUUCCUCAUGCAGGGAGGGGACAACACCCCUCUCUACCCUGGACAGGUGGGUGUUGGGGACGGGUUCAUGAUUCCGAGUGUCCCUCCUGAGUCUGGGUUUCUCAGCAUCUGUAUCUGAAUCUCUGAAUGUCUCUUUUUACCAUCUGUCCAUGUGGCUCUGUGUUUGACUGUGUGUAUUUUGCUCCGCAGACUGGGCUGCAGGUCUUCCUGGUAGUGGUGGCUCUGCUGUCUGUGCCUGUGCUGCUGUUAGGAAAACCUGUCUACCUCUACUGGCUGCACCGUGGAGGGAAGGGCCUGCGAUUGCGCAGGGUGAGUAUGGUGGAAAGAGUAAUGUGUUUUCAGUAAAUAAUGUAUGUGCACAUUUUAAUGUCUGUUGUCUGUAUUUUAGGGUUAUGAGAGAGUUCGACGUGUGAGUGAGGAUGAUAUGUCCCAAGCACCAGCAUACGAUGAUGAUGAGGAAGAGGGAUUAGAUGAUCUCAUGACCAGCAGAGGGACCCAGCCUAAGGAGGUCAGAACCACAACUGUACAUCUCAUAUAUACACAUUUGAAUACAUCACUGUUGCGUUUCUGUCUAAUCAAUGUAUUGUCCAUCUUUCAGUUUGACUUUGGGGACGUGUUCCUGCACCAAGCCAUCCACACCAUAGAGUAUUGCCUGGGCUGCAUCUCCAACACAGCCUCUUAUCUACGUCUUUGGGCCCUCAGUUUGGCCCAUGCUCGUAAGUAUCGGACUCACUAUGCCUUUAAAAGGCCACAAGGGGGCAAUUACUAUCAAUGACUGUCUCUAUGUUCAGAUAUUGAUCCAUACAUCUUCCUCUUACUAUGUCCAUCUAUAUGUUUGUCAGAGCUUUCGGAGGUACUGUGGGCCAUGGUGAUGCGUCUGGGCCUCAGGAUGACCUCCAGACUGGGGGCUCUGUUUCUGGUACCAGUGUUCAGCCUGUUCGCUGUGCUCACUGUGUCCAUCCUGCUAGUCAUGGAAGGGCUCUCAGCCUUCCUCCAUGCCCUCCGGCUGCACUGGUGAGUCAGUCUUUAAACUUAACUACGUGAUGCCUUACUGACUAACUAAUUCAGUCAGUCAAUCAAUCACUCUCUGUUAAUCACUCAUCUACUCUCACAUUCCCCGGUGGUCACCUACUCGGUAUAAUUCAGUAUAAUUUUUACAAAAUCUCUUAAUCAUUCACUUAGUAAUUUGUUCACACAUGCAUUCAUACUGGUUGUUUACAUACAGUAUGUCAAUGCUCUCCUUUCCUAGGGUGGAGUUCCAGAAUAAGUUCUAUCAUGGGACAGGUAUCAAGUUUGCCCCCUUCAACUUCUCCGCCCUGCCCUCAGUCUUUGAGCAGGACGGUUUACUGUGA